Molecule: messenger RNA, 726 nt
Organism: Linum tenue
Lineage: Eukaryota; Viridiplantae; Streptophyta; Magnoliopsida; Malpighiales; Linaceae
Source: the annotation of a GenBank genome assembly
CUGCUGCCUUCUCGGUUCUUCGACGGAGCUGGAACAGGAGAGUCCGACGACGACGACGGGGAGGUUGCCGGUGACUUCCCCUUCUUUCCCCCGGAGGUGGAGUUCGACGAUUUCGACGGCGACGGAGCCUUGGUCGGUGAUUUCUUCAGCGAGGCGCCCUUGGACGGAGCCUUGGCCGGUGCCUUCGAUUCCGCCUUCUCCGACGUUUUGAGUUCCUCCUCCUCGCCGUCUUCUUUCAAUUUCUUCUGCAUGGGAAGGAGUGAUGGUGGCGGAGGGGAGAGUGGCUCGUCGAAAAGCCACGGCUUCAAGGACCCUGCGUCCGCGACCACAACUGUGCCCAGAUCUGCAGGCUCGAGCAUUUCUCCGGCGGCGACUGCCAGGGUUUCCGCCGCCGUUGCUUCUGCACCAAGAAGUGCAAGUAAUGAUAUGAACGGUGCCCGGCCGGCCGGCGCCCUCUUUGUUUCAUUCUGUCCUGCAUGUGUGUUUCGUGUAAUAAGGCCGCCAGGCUAGACAGGUGAGAGUUGAGGGAAAAGUGGAGAAGAAGGCCAACAGUGCUAGGGUUGGGGGGGAGUUGGCCUAUUUAAGAGGUAGGCAAAACUACGUCGUAUCGUCUCGGUCGGUUAGCGUCGGUUAGCCGGUUAACCGACUUCGGUUUCUCGGCUAACUGCUUGACCACUGAUCCCUUCCGUCAACCGACCGUCCCUCUGUUUUUUCGGUUUUCGGUUA